ACCCAUGCAGCUGCAAAGGGUACAUGGAGAGCGGUCCAGGCCGGUCUAACGCUUCCUAUAAAAACAGGAGUCGCCAAACCGAAGCACUACUCCGCCGCACCUCCUCGUCCGGAAUUGACUUGUCACUUUCGAGAAAGUCUUGGGAUCAUUUCGGCUGAGAUGACCCGACCUCUGUUCAUCAUCAUGGGCUUGAGCCUCCUGCUGGGGGCCAGCGCUCAGGGGCCUCAGAUCGGCUUCUGUAACUCUUACCAAACAACGCAGAGCUUCGAUGAAGCCUUCAUUCAGAAGAUGCAAGCCAACGCGGAUGGAUAUUCAUUCGCCCUCACUUCCGGUCCGACUUUUGGCUGCCAGAACAUAAAAUUUUUCCCCAACGGAACAUAUGCCUACGACUUCAUCGACGUGAGCAACACGCAUGUCAACGCCACAGGCACCUACACCGCGACUCCUUUCUCCUACACGUCCCCGUCCAGCAUCAGGCUCUCGUCCCUGCCUUAUGGAGAACUGGGAUCCAUGUUCGGUGCGAUCAGCUUGAGUGUGCUGGCAGCGACUGAAGACUACAUAGCGCUGCUCUCCUGUGUCAACAUCGGCCUCAUCCGCACGCAACAACUGCACAUCCUGAUACCGAAAGCCAAAAGCGCUUCAAUUGUGAUGCCGGAGUUCAAUGCGACUAUUCAGGCGCUUGAUCUCCCCCUAGAGGAGUACCUCCAGGAAGUUCAGCAAACGUGCGCCGCAAAUGUGCGCCAAUUGUCGGAAAUCUUAUUCCUCUACAGAUUGCUGGUCAAAUUCGGAGUCAUCCCUCCUGUCUUAGGGAGUGAAAACCAGGCCAGUAACAAUCCUACGUUAUACGCCGCAUUAGCAAGCCCUAAUGAGAGUUCGGAUGCCACCGACGCUAUCACACAAGCCGUCGUUCAAGCUCUGAACUUAUUGCAAUCAAAUGCACAAUCAUUCAGCUAUCCUCAACCUACUACUUUCAGUGGGCACCAAUUGAACUCCGCUCCUGUAGUCGCAGGUCAGCAAGUCUUUCCUCAAACUACGGUUCAGUUUGGCGGCGCUCAGGUACAGAAUCCAGCAGUCAAUGUAUACCCUGUGGCAUCCCCUGUUGCUGGUAACUUUGUCCACAAUCCUGCACAAUUCUCUGGGUACCCAUCAUUUAUUUCUCCAAGCUUUUCUUCCUCGUUUGAUCCGUUCCGCGCUGUACGACCUGCAGUUUCCGUCCCGCAGCCGUUGCAUGUAGGGCAGCCAGAGACUGGCGUCUUUAACGCCAUCUUCCAACGUUGAUCGCUAUCAUCAAUGGCGAUUAAUUGGGCAUUAAUAGUCUAGCUCCAGGACUACUUUCUCUAGUACGAACUUAUUUUGUGAACAAAGACAAUGAGUAACCAAAACGAAUCGAGUUUUUCAUUUUACUAUAAUGCUAUGGAUUUUUAAGUUUAUUUUUGAACAAGCGACUGGUGUUCUUCGUACAUUAAUUAAAACUUCCUAUUCUAUCAGAGCACAUCUUGUCGAAAGUUGAAUAAACGGACUAUCAUUUUGA
Messenger RNA from Hyalella azteca, 1531 nucleotides. RefSeq lists its product as uncharacterized. The coding region runs from base 160 to 1278 and encodes 372 amino acids. The transcript has 6 exons. NCBI's taxonomy places the organism in Eukaryota, Metazoa, Arthropoda, Malacostraca, Amphipoda, Hyalellidae. The record is from RefSeq and is a predicted model, not a curated record.